UCAUGACCCCUUUGAAGCAGAUAUAUUUAUUUUUUUCACUUCUGCAGGAUCAGUAGUUUAGCAUGGCUGCCAGAGCUGCAUCUCAUUUGAACGGAGAGAAUAGGCGUGGGGAGCAAGAUUCUCCACGUACCCACAAGUGUAGCGAGUGUGUCAAAGAGUUUCGUUACCCGAGUCAUCUGAAGCAGCACAUGCGUACUCACACAGGUGAGAAACCUUAUCAAUGUGGGGAUUGUAGCAGGCGGUUCAGUGAGCUGGGUAGUCUGACGACACACAUGCGGACUCACACUGGUGAGAAACCGUACAGGUGUGAUGACUGCGGCAAGCAGUGCAGCACGCUGAGUAAUCUGAAGAAGCACAUGUGGACUCACACUGGAGAGAAACCGUACAAGUGUGAGGAGUGCAACAUGCAGUUUAGUGCACUGUCAGAUCUUGGAAGACACAUGCGGACUCACACGGGUGAGAAACCCUACAGGUGUGAGGAGUGCAGCGGACAGUUCAGCAGGAUGGGUAAUCUAAAGACUCACAUGCGGACUCACACAGGGGAGAAACCGUACAGAUGUGAGGAGUGCAGUAAGCAGUUCAGCAGGCUGGUCCAUCUAAAGGAGCACAUGCGGACUCACACGGGUGAGAAACCGUACGGAUGUGAAGAAUGCAAAAUGCAGUUUAGCCUUCUGCGUAGUCUAAAGGCCCACAUGCGGACUCACACAGGUGAGCAACCGUACAGAUGCGAGGAGUGUGGCAAGCAGUUCAGCACGCUAAGUAACUUGAAGACUCAUAUGAGAACUCACACGGGUGAGAAACCGUAUAGAUGUAAAAAGUGCAGCAAGCAGUUUAGUCAGCUGGGAAAUCUAAAGACACACAUGCGGACUCACACUGGUGAGAAACCGUACGUAUGCAAGGAGUGCAACAGAAAGUUUAUUCAGCUAGUAAGUUUAAAGAAGCACAUGCGGACUCACGCAAGAGAAAUCGAACAUGUGUGAAAAUGCAACGAAAACAACGAUUUUAUAUCCCGAUUGCCCUGUAAUCUGUUUCUUAGGACGAGAAGUCCAAUGUAUAGUGUGUAAAAAGGCGAGAGUGCAGUUUUUCAAUAAUCUGUAAACAAGUUUUCUUAUACUAUCACAAAAGGUCA
This is a messenger RNA of Branchiostoma belcheri (Belcher's lancelet), 1129 nucleotides long. RefSeq names its product zinc finger protein 239-like. The record is from RefSeq and is a predicted model, not a curated record. The coding region runs from base 63 to 980 and encodes 305 amino acids. Lineage: Eukaryota; Metazoa; Chordata; Leptocardii; Amphioxiformes; Branchiostomatidae. Gene Ontology annotation, cellular component: nucleus. The transcript has a single exon.